ACUUCAGUCGGAGGAUCCAGCACUCGCGGAUGACUCUGAACUUAACCAAAAACUUUGCUCGUGGAAGGCUAGAGCAUUCAGAGACGUAAAAAGCCUAUCACGACGCUUUCGUUUCUGCCUUUGAGCUAGCGACGCAGUUUUGGGUGUGAGUCAAGUGAGGUGUAUUUAGACUAGCUCUGGCCUGAAAGAGUGCAGACGGAACUAGGUUUUCUGGCGGAGUAGCACUAAAUCCACAGCUCAACAGACUACCGGUGCACAGUUCACCGCUGAGCUCGAGACAGACGGAGCGAGUCCGCUAAAAGUGGUCGGUGUGAUUCCGAGAUGUGUUUUGUGUGACUUUAAAAAAAACAACAACAGCAGCAGUUUGUCUUUACUCCCGUCGUCUCCACUACUCGGAGCGCUUUAGGGACACUUGUUCCUCCGUGUUUUUUCCAAACUGACGGACUUCUCGACACUGGACUGACUUCAGCUGAACUCAAAAGAUGUCAAUUUUGCCUUUCACUCCCCCCAUUGUCAAACGACUUUUGGGCUGGAAGAAGGGAGAGCAGAACGGCCAGGAGGAGAAGUGGUGUGAAAAAGCGGUGAAGAGCCUGGUGAAGAAGCUGAAGAAGACGGGACAACUGGACGAACUGGAGAAAGCCAUCACCACCCAGAAUAUCAACACGAAAUGCAUCACUAUACCGCGAUCUUUGGAUGGCCGUCUUCAAGUUUCCCACAGAAAAGGUCUGCCCCACGUCAUCUACUGCCGUCUGUGGCGCUGGCCCGACCUGCAGUCCCACCACGAGCUGCGGGCGGUGGAGCUGUGCGAGUACGCCUUCCACACGAAGAAGGAUGAAGUGUGUGUCAACCCAUACCACUAUCAGAGAGUAGAGACACCAGUACUCCCACCAGUGCUGGUCCCCAGACACACAGAAAUCCCCACUGAGUUCCCACCUCUGGAUGACUACAGCCAUUCAAUCCCUGAAAACACCAACUUCCCUGCUGGCAUCGAGCCCCAGAGCAACUAUAUACCAGAAACACCUCCACCAGGCUACCUCAGUGAGGAUGGAGAAACCAGUGAUCACCAGAUGACUCAUAGCAUGGACACAAGCUCCCCAAAUCUGUCACCUAACCCAGUUUCACCCACACACAAUAACUUGGACCUCCAGCCAGUGACGUACUGUGAGCCGGCCUUCUGGUGCUCCAUUUCUUACUACGAGCUGAAUCAGCGAGUCGGGGAGACCUUCCACGCCUCGCAGCCCUCGCUGACAGUGGACGGCUUUACGGACCCGUCCAACUCAGAGAGAUUCUGCCUGGGUCUUCUGUCCAAUGUCAACCGCAACGCAGCUGUGGAGCUGACGCGCAGACACAUUGGUCGUGGCGUAAGACUGUAUUACAUUGGUGGAGAAGUGUUUGCAGAAUGUCUCAGUGACAGUGCAAUCUUUGUCCAGAGCCCCAACUGUAAUCAACGUUAUGGUUGGCAUCCUGCUACAGUCUGCAAGAUCCCUCCAGGAUGUAACCUAAAGAUCUUCAACAACCAGGAGUUUGCUGCGCUGCUCGCACAGUCAGUAAACCAGGGCUUCGAGGCUGUGUACCAGCUCACCAGGAUGUGCACCAUCCGCAUGAGCUUUGUGAAGGGCUGGGGAGCCGAGUACAGGCGACAGACGGUGACCAGCACCCCCUGCUGGAUCGAGCUGCACUUGAACGGGCCCCUGCAGUGGCUGGACAAGGUGCUCACACAAAUGGGCUCCCCGAGUCUCCGCUGCUCCAGCGUCUCUUAGGGAGACCAUUCACCUGCUCAUUUCCUGUCAAUGACUAGAAACACACAAACUGCACACGGACGAGAACGGCUACACAAGUACUGAAAGAUGACGAACCCCCUCAUUCAGCCACUGUUACUUUGUUCUUCCUCCCCACCAGCUGUCAGUAGCACUUUUUAUUUACUUGUCUGUUUUGAAAGGGGACGAGUGCAUUAAAACAGUUAAAUGUUAGAAGGAUCUCUAAAUUUGACAUCUGCAAUUAUCUUUUGUUACCUAAAGGACCGAAGUUAUUGCUACACGAGCUUCUUCCUGUCUGGUCGUGUUUGUUUAAACAUUAGUCUCAUAGUUUUUACCUGUUUUGUACAGAUGUUAAAGCAAACGGCUGAUCCAAAAAAAAAUGUAAAAAAAGAUUUAAUUUUUAACCAUUACUUUUGAAUUUGUAAUGCAUGUGUAUGGGCAUGUUAAAUGCAUUUUACAUGAUUUUGUUCCUGUUUUUGGGCAUUUAAUACUUUAUGAAAAUGUGACCCAGUCAGAUGGCUUGAAAAAGAAUUGUAUAGUGGGAAUAGUCAACCAACAUUUAUAAAAAUACAGCGUGAAGGAAUAGGAAUAUAUUUCUGUCUGGGUGAAUAACAGAAUGUUUUAGCUGCACAGUCAAACUUCAAACAGAAACAAAGGAAAGCAAAGCUUCAGUCAAACUUGCUGCCAUUCAGGUGGUUCUUAAUCAAGUGCUGGUUUGAACUACUACCUGAAUCACAGUUACAUAUCUCACAUGUGGGAUCAUUCAGGAUGGUGCACUUUUAUAAAAUGUUGAUUCUCCAGUAAAGUGGUGUUGCAGCAGCUGAGGUGGUGCUUUAUCGGUGAAAUAUAUCCUGCAUUCAUUUCUGGAAGCUUUUCCAAUUUAUAUUGUAGUGUGUCACACAUACAGACUUGAAAACAUCUCACAUAUUGUACAUUUCUGUAUCGUUAAAGGGGACCCGUUAUGCUUAUUUCUGCCUCCAGGUUUUUAUUGUUGAGCUCAGUGGUCAAAAUAAUCCUCAUUUUUGUCACUCUGAUCCUGCAUCCAGCAGCUCUGGUUGUGCUUUGUCAGGAGCAGACUGUUACCUCCUCUACUCUCGAGGCCACCUUUCUUCUGAUUGGCUGACCUUUGCAAACUGAAGGUUUGAAUAGGAGGUGGAAGGCGCUUAAGAGCUUUCUGCUUGAGAUUACCUAUUGUGUGCUCUUACAGGAUCUGAAGUAAUGGCCAUGUUUAAUAACAGCAUGCAGCACUGUAAAGGUACGUGUGUAUAACAAAAAUAUAAAAGGUCCCCUUAAAAUUAGCCAUGCUGACUUUGUGCACUCAGGACUGUAAAAGAACAAAAAACAAAAAACAGAAUAAUAUACAGAAACCAAUGAAAAGAAGAGAUGUAUGACCUUUGAGACUUUUUGGUCUAUUUUGCUACCACUUAGGUUUGUAACACGAUACAGUGGAAAAUAACUGCUGGCAGGUCUGGGGGGGUAGUAGCCCUAUAUAUUUUUUUUUCUUAAUAAUCUGUGAGGAUAAGACAGUUUAAGUACAAAGCACAGCUUUUAACAAAGGGACAUGUUGAGAUAAAUAAGAGGCAUGUAAAUACCAAUAGCUUCUCAAAAUUCCCUUUUUUUUUUCUUUUUUUUUUUAGGCCUGUACAUAUAGUAUAUACGUGUGUUUUAAUAAUGCGUCCAUUAGCCUUUAUAAUGUUGAUCGUUUUGGAAACAGAAGAAGAAAAAAAGAUCAAAAACUGAAGAAAAACAAAUGUUGGGAAAAGCGAUGGCAGAAAUAGAAAGACAGUCAAAGCUUUAGUCCCGUUUCCUUUCAGCCACCCACUGUGAUGGAAGUGGAACCAUUUCCUUCUUGUUCUCUAACACUAGACAAAGACUCAGUGGGUGAGCAUGAAAAACAUUUUAAAUCUUUGUACUGUGCUUAUUUACAUUGUCCAGGCUCUUGAUGUUAACAGCAGCCCAGUGGUGCUAGUCUUUAACAUUUUAGGGACUGAAGAGUAAACAACAAAGGCCCGAGAGUUUACCAUCAACGCUGGUAGAUUUUGAUCUCUUUGGAAUGAUGAUGACUUUUAAACCUGCAAACUUUAGUGGGAUGGUUUCAGAAACAGUAGCAUCUACCAAUCUGAGACGAGCCAGCUCUUUGUAGAGCUUCUAGUGUCCUCGAAUGCAGUAGUCCUGAUUCUGAUGGGCUCAUAGUCAUUGUAUUUACCCGGUAGGGAUUAUUUUUAAAGCAAAUUUGUCAUUUUUAUACAUUCUGCUUGUGUUUUUUUUUGUUUUUUUUAUCCCCUUUGUUUAAAUCCCACCCUGUAAUCGCUUUUAUUAGUUGUGAUUUCUGCUUCUGUGCUCUGAAUUGGUCUUUUUAGAUGUCUUGUACAAAACCCUUUAUUUUUCUCUGCUUAUAAAGAGUUGAUGUGAUGCUUUAUAUUUCUGUGUAUUAUUGUUGUUUCGAAAAUAAAAUAUAUAUCUUGUGGUGA
Neolamprologus brichardi is the source of this 4228-nucleotide messenger RNA. It is a transcript of the gene smad3a, whose product is annotated as SMAD family member 3a. Gene Ontology annotation, biological process: SMAD protein signal transduction; activin receptor signaling pathway; positive regulation of transcription by RNA polymerase II. NCBI's taxonomy places the organism in Eukaryota, Metazoa, Chordata, Actinopteri, Cichliformes, Cichlidae. Gene Ontology annotation, cellular component: heteromeric SMAD protein complex. Gene Ontology annotation, molecular function: DNA-binding transcription factor activity, RNA polymerase II-specific; RNA polymerase II cis-regulatory region sequence-specific DNA binding; I-SMAD binding. The record is from RefSeq and is a predicted model, not a curated record.